Messenger RNA from Scaptodrosophila lebanonensis, 1762 nucleotides. RefSeq lists its product as uncharacterized. The transcript has 5 exons. The record is from RefSeq and is a predicted model, not a curated record. The coding region runs from base 419 to 1237 and encodes 272 amino acids. Lineage: Eukaryota; Metazoa; Arthropoda; Insecta; Diptera; Drosophilidae.
CUAAUCCCAUACAAUUUUUCAUUGAUAAACAGUCCUAGAAGUGAGGAACGCAUCUUUAUCAGAGCUUUGUAGGGAAAGCUUCACGCAAUUUUGGCGCGUUGCCUUCGUGCCGUGGUCGGCAAUCCCGAUGCCCUCUCGGCUAGUGGGUGCUCUUUAUAAAAGGAGUCGAGUCCGUCAACCACCAGGUAGUGUUCAACAAGUGGAGCAACAGUUGCAAACGCAUACGACCAAUACGGGUUAGUUCUCUGCAUCCUGAAAAGUAACGACAAUUUUUUAAAUUACACACAUUUUACAAAACAACAGUAAACAAUAGAAAAACAGAAGACACCUAACAAAAGGACAAUAGGAUAUCGUCCUAGAAGCAGCCUAGACCUCUUUAUCCGUAUACUCUGCAAACGGAAAUUGAAUAUAAAUCGCAAUGAAGCCUGAAAUGUUAACGCUCUGCAUUGUGGCAACUAUCUUGAGCAGUACACGUCCCAUUUUUGGAUUUUUGACUUCCCAGACGGCCGCCGCAUUUAAUGGCGUUGGAGUUGCGCCUCGACAACAGCAACGCUCCUCCCUACAAGGUCCUGUUUAUGCAGAUGUCGAAGGUGGUGGGGUUGCCAUUCAGCCGCGGCACUCGCUGUCUGAUUCUCGAGAACACGCUGUUUACGAUCCCGGGGAUGAAGUGCUGCGAGCACUGAAUGCUGAGCUGGCGGCGGGCAGACAGGAGUUGGGCACAUCUCCGGUAGAACCGGACUAUGCGGACACUGUUUUUAAUGAGCUUGAGGAGGCCAGCAAGUACGAUAUGUUGAAGAAGCUGGAGGACGACUUGCGCAUUGAGCAGGAAUUGGUCGACAAAUCUGCUUUGCUAAUGAAACUGUUGGAGGAUCCGACUCUGGAGACCCUUCCACUUGUCUACGUUGAGGAAGCACUUCCGGGUCCUGAAGACUAUGUCGAUUUCGUUGAUGAUAAACAGGAACUUGGAGACGCUAAUGCUAAGGCAAAACGCAGUCGCUAUUAUCGUCGAUAUCCAUGGAAGCGUCAUAGCCGAAAUCGCGGCUCUUACAUGAAUUCUAUUAACAGCAACUAUGAACCGGAACUGCGCUACGCCUGCACACCUAGCAAGGAGGAUAUAUUUAAGCUCCUCGUCAAUCUGCAUGAGAAUCGAAAGGGCAAUCACAGCAAGACGGUCAACUUUUGUAAUCGCAAGCGACCUGCCAAGGCAGUCUUCACAAACAUACGCUUUUUGGGCUAAAUCGCUGACAAAUAUACGAAUGACGGGACUUGGCAAAUAAAACUCAUCAAAUCGGUCAUACAUGCACGCAGAUACGCACACCCACACAAACACUAAUUGCUCCAUGGUAGAAAAGUUAAAGCAUUAAAAUUAUGCAAUUAAAUUUAGCAGUUGCGACAAUAUUAAAAUGUGUGCAAAGCUCAAAAUAUAAUUUAAAUAAGUAUAACAUUACCCUCCACACUAUUGUCUACGCUGCCAUAACAUAUCCACCCCUGCUCUCUAUUCAUCUAAAUUAGCCCUCAAAUUGCAGUCCCAUUUCCUCUCUGGCUUUGAAAACAAACUAUAACCUUACCUUUAAACUAUCUGAAAUGACACUCCUUACGGCCCACACACACACUAAUGCAGGCACUAAGCUAAUUUUAUUCCUAAAUGUGUUGUAUAUAAUUACGCGUAUACGAGUACAUACCUGAAUCCUUUAUGGCAUUAGCCCAAUGAGUAAUUCUGACUUGUCAUAUUAUUUUAACUGCAUAUCUAUGUAUGGGCGAU